AUGUAUCCUCAAUAUUUCCUCCAAAGACGUCUUCCACGCGUACGGGCGCGCGGAAUAGCGAUUAAUCACUUGCAAGAUCUCAACGCAGAACAGCGCCAAGCUGUUUUCCACCCGUGUGACAUUCCGUUGCAAAUCCUAGCUGGUCCGGGAACCGGCAAAACAAGAGUGCUCACAGCUCGCAUAGCUGAUAUGAUCCUUAAUCGCGACCUACCUCCUCGGAGUAUCUGCGCAGUCACAUUCACAAAUAAGGCUGCUGUAGAGUUGCGGGAGAGGUUGUAUGAACUUGUAGGCGACGAAGCGAGUCAAAUAAGGACAGGCACCUUUCACGGGCUUUGCACGGUGUUCUUGCGAAAGUAUGCAGAUUUCGCCGGAUUGUCGAGCCAUUUCACAGUUUGCGGCGCAGGAGACAGGCAGAAAGUGAUCUCUGAUAUCCUCAAAUCAAAGGAGGAUUUCCAACCGCUUCAACGGAGUGUGAAAGUCCUCGAAUCCAUGUUGUCCAAGAUGAAGGGUCGUGGCCACACAGCGGAAGAUUUCCUGCAGUACGACUUCGACAUCACGCGUUAUCAUUUCUCAGACGUUCGCAUUGCGCCAUCGUUGGGCGACAUACAUAGACUCAUCGGAGAGGUAUUUGAACGAUACGAGACGUCGAUGAAAACAAACAGCAGCCUGGACUUUGACGAUUUGAUAACACAGGGAGUAAAGCUAUUCUCUCAGGCCCAUCCCUUGAGUCGAUGGUGUCGACACCUGUUCGUCGACGAGUUUCAAGACACUGAUGCAAUGCAAUACACAUUGAUUCGUCAUCUUGCUAUAGAGAAUAAUGGCUUGACGAUUGCAGGAGACCCGGAUCAAUCCAUCUACGGAUGGAGAUCUGCUGAAAUUGAGAACUUCAAUAGGAUGAGGCGAGAUUUCCCACAUACGGAACGAAUUGCUCUUGAGGUUAACUAUCGGUCAACGGGAGCCAUCUUGAAAGCUAGCAUGGCGAUCAUCGAGCAAGAUUGUAAUCGAGUUUCAAAGACUUUGCGCUCCAAUAACGAGCGUGGUGCAACUCCAUUGUACCGAACUUUCGUAGAUAGGAAUGAGGAAGCGAAGUUCCUUGCGAACGAGAUCAGGCGAAUCAUCGGCGAAUCAAGGGGGAAGUGGCACUACGGAGAUGUCGCCAUUCUCGUGCGCACUGCUAGCUUGACUAGAUACUUGGAAACUGCCCUACUCGAACAUGGCAUACCUUAUCGUUUAUUCGCUGGAACAAGAUUUUUUGAUCGUUCGGAGAUCAUGGAUUUGCUUGCAUAUCUUCAACUGGUCGACAAUGAUCACUUUAGACCAGCAUUCAAUCGUGUGAUCAAUCGACCAACCAGGUCCAUAGGAGAGAAGACCCUUUCUGCAAUCUAUUUGAAUGCCGAUCGCAUAAAGAUCUCGCCUUUGAAGCUUGUGGAACAAAUCCACGACGAUCUUGUCCCCGACGUCAAACCGUCGGCGAAGAAGAAACUUACUUCUUUUGUAGAGACAAUACGCAAAUUACGCAAGCUGGCGAAUGCUGGUUCACCACCUUCGGAACUGCUGAACAUACUCGUCGAGUCAAUUGAAUACCAGUCUUACUUGAAGCAGACUGAAGAAAAUUGGGAAGACCGGUGGCAAAAUGUGCAAGAACUGAUCAAUUUCGCAAGUGAACCUCAAAAUAUACCUCUACGUCGAUUCCUGCAAGAAACUAUGCUGACGACAAACGCCGACGCUCAGAUAAACGAUGACGUUGAGCAAAAGGUCACUAUUGCGACUUGCCACAUGGCGAAAGGACUGGAGUGGCCCAUUGUAAUGGUGCCUUCUGUUGUUAACGGUAGCUUCCCGGCUUCCUUCUCCAGCGAUGUGGAUGAAGAACGGAGGCUUUUAUUCGUAGCGUGUACGCGAGCUCAGGAAUAUCUGCACCUGACAAAUGCGGAAACGAAGACGGUGCCGGACGUGUCGAUGGACGUAGCUCGUCCACGUGAGCAUGCUGCCAGGAGUAAGACCCAGCUGUAG
Molecule: messenger RNA, 2010 nt
Organism: Laetiporus sulphureus 93-53
Lineage: Eukaryota; Fungi; Basidiomycota; Agaricomycetes; Polyporales; Laetiporaceae
Product: P-loop containing nucleoside triphosphate hydrolase protein
Exons: 16
Coding region: 1-2010 (669 amino acids)
Biological process (GO): recombinational repair
Cellular component (GO): nucleus
Molecular function (GO): ATP binding; hydrolase activity; DNA binding
Source: RefSeq, a predicted model, not a curated record